Molecule: messenger RNA, 618 nt
Organism: Acanthamoeba castellanii str. Neff
Lineage: Eukaryota; Discosea; Longamoebia; Acanthamoebidae
Exons: 2
Coding region: 1-618 (205 amino acids)
Source: RefSeq, a predicted model, not a curated record
AUGUUUGUCGUGGAGACGGACAUCAUCAAUGCUGCGCGCAAGGCCGGCGCCAAGUACAUCGUGAAGCUGGCCACGACCGACUCCGCAAUGCACGUCCACAGCGACAUCUUCUACGCCCGCUCACAUCUGGCGGUGGAGCACUUCCUCGAACAAGGCGACAUUCCGUUCACGAGCCUCCGGCCGAACCUCUUCCACAAUAACGUGGUUGGCCUUGACUUGGCCUCGGUGGCAAAAACGCACCAGUUCAGGACCAUGGCUCAUGGCGCCUCGGUGGCUUCAAUCGACCCCGCUGACGUGGGGAGGGCUGCGGCCGCACUCUUGUCCUUGGACGACCCUUCGCCCCACUACGGCCAGAAGUACACGCUGACCGGACCUGAGAAUAUCAACGAUCAAAGCGUUGGUGAAGUGCUUCGGGAGGUGCUGCAAACAGACGUCAAGUUCGCAGGCGGCGUCAGGGACGACGAGUUCCCGGCCCUUUUUCUGGCGGCCCUCGCCAACCUGAAACAGGGCAAAGGCGAUCUGGCACACACAGCCACCUCUCCGGAAAUUCUGGCUCUCGCCCCACCCAGAAGCACUUUCAAAGACUAUGUCACCCAUUACUUUGCUAAGCGCGUGUAA